Molecule: messenger RNA, 6789 nt
Organism: Theileria annulata
Lineage: Eukaryota; Apicomplexa; Aconoidasida; Piroplasmida; Theileriidae
Exons: 6
Coding region: 1-6789 (2262 amino acids)
Source: RefSeq, a predicted model, not a curated record
AUGGAUUACCUGCGCUUGAGCACAUCUUACGCUCCAAAGAACGAAGCGAACAAUUUAAAAGAAGAAAAUCAAAAUACCGAUAAAUCAGAGUCCGAUUUUAAGGAAAUAUUAUUAGCGCGAAAUAAUGAACUGGCCGAAAUUAAGAAAAAAUUGCCCCAAUGUUCCGAAAUAUUAACCAAGAGCGAGAAUCUGACUUAUUGCUCUGUGGAUGGACUUAAUUCCGGGCUACCCUUGGUGCCUGAUGAGCAGGGAGUUAUAAAUAACGAAGGAGAGCCUGUUCCGAAUGACGUGGUAAUGCAAAAGUUUGGACAGGAUUUUAGUCCGGAGUCUAUAAUUCCAGGAUUUUAUACCUGGUUCCAAGGAGAUGGAUCAGUGGUCCGAUACGUAAUAGACUUCGUUUUGUAUACCUCAAGAGGUGACCGUUUUGUACCUUUGGAACACCUGGGUAGAUACGAAUCUAGGAUUCUGAUGUUCUGUAAAGUCAAACAUAUCGGUAUGGUCCACACAGUCGAAGAACUUUUGGAGACUAACCACCCCUGGAUUAAGUCCUUCAAAACAAAACGUAGAAUCGAUAGUACCGAAGGCCUAAUUAGAGUUGCAAGAAAGCAGAGAUACUUUUCAGCAAAAAUCGUGCUAGUUGACUGGUUUUUUGACGUUGGAACCAAAGAGGACUCUCCUCCAUACCUCUGGGUUGUCUCUGAAAAUGACGUCUACUAUAGAAUUGAUAGGCCCUCGGGUGGUUAUUACAAUUCGUUCGCACCGGCAAAAUUACUCUUUGAUAUGUCCACAAGAAUUGUGAAGGAAAUGCAGUCAGAAAACGACAAAUCGUUUAAGAAUGUUUUAUUGUCAAUGACUAAGCCUAGAGUUCAAAGAAAUUCUGAUCGAAUGUUGUCAAACUAUUCAGCCCCUGGUUCUAUUGAGGCGAAUCUUACCAAUAAUCAAUUUAACUCAAAUUCACAAGAUACAGGAACUGAUAAAUUGGUCCCGGUUGCUCAAUUAAAUGGAAAGUUGACAAAUGCACAAGUAAAUGAUUUGGAAGAGAGAAAAGAAGAGUUGACUCAAUGGGGAGCUCCAGUGAAUAUCUACGGUUGUACACAGAUGGACGUGUAUAGGAACCUCGACUUCAUCUUCACGGAGUGCCGAUAUUACUACUUCUUCACAUGUAACAGGAAGUUGGAAACGUACUUGAGUGAGUUGGUGGAGAGGUUGCGAGAGCAAUCCCCAUUCCACUACUUUGACAACAACUUCAUGCGUCUGGACUACGUGGGUAAAAACACACUUGCAAACCGAUACAAGUCACAGCUGUAUAUUAAGGGGACUCCUAUUCAGAGUUUACCACAUUUACAACCCCAGCAAGCGUUGAUUAAGGCAGUGAAACGAGGCCCAAAGAACAAGAGGUUCAACCUUGAGGAGUACAACAACCAGUAUAGCAUGAACGAUAUGAAGAGCAGAAGCGGUAGAGUUAUUAGAAAUAAGGCAGUUUCGGAGAUGGAACCGGUGGUUCGCAAACACGUCGUUCAAACUGAAUCACAAAAAAGAGAAGAAUAUAGAAAGGCAGUUGAACUUGAAGCUAAGUGCGAUGGCCUUUUGCUUCCCUUCGAUUUCGAAUGGUCAAAUUAUAACACGUGCUCGGAAGCAUCUGAUACCGACAAAUCACCGCCGGUUCUUUCCAACGAUGCGGAUAUCGAACUUAAUAAUGCGAAGUAUUAUCCGAGAGAUAUUCCAUUGAGGACACUAAAGUUUUAUGGAAUUGAUGAGAUUGUUGAUUUGCUCGACCUAACGCGUCAGUUCUCAGUGCCAAGCAUGGCCUCGGCGCCACUCUUACCGAAAAUGACCUUCGUACAGUUGGAAGCAAAUCUUAUCUUUAACACGAGCCUCGCAGAAUAUAAACCCACCGAACUCUUUUCAUUCCCCUUAACAGAACCGAUCUGUAUUUGCAAUAAUAAACGAUUUAUGAAUACCCUUAGAACAAUUAACACUAAUGAUACAGUUGUUGAUAAUCCUAAAAAUGUGAAAGAAGAGUUGGACGAUGAAGAAUACGAUGAUGGAUUACAGUGGAUUUACUAUCUCAACAAGAAUCUUAUAAAUGAGGCGGAUGUCGAGUAUUUGGAGGACUUGGAUGAAGGUAGUCUGGGAAGGUUAUACUUAGGCCUGAUGCAAGUGUUCAGAAGAAGCGUGUGUAACUAUGGAUUCGAUUGGUUUGUCCAGAACCUGAGAGAAAGUGGAGAACUGAGCGACAAGAAGAAGGAAGUUCAGGAAAGAGAACUACAAGUUGCAAUCUCAGACUCUGAACUUGCAUUGGACUUUGUAAACACCAACGGAGGAUGUUUGUAUAAAGGAAGAUUUAAGAGAGUAGGACAAGACCCAGAUUCAGUAUUACCAUACGUAAACUCCUCAAGGUGGAAUAAAAGGUUCAAAAAGUUCCAAAGAGUAGUUACAGUUUCUUCAACAUACAGGUAUACUGUGAUAUCACACGAGCAAGAUAGAGAUAGUUUUACACUUUAUGACACUACAAGACCGAAAGUGUGUCCUUUAGAACUUUUGUACGGUUCAGACUCUAAUUAUAAGGUCAAUUUUACAGCAGGAGAACCACUUCCGACGUUCAAAAAAGUGCUCAACGUCUGGAAAAAAGACCACCCACAACACAUCAAAACUAACAACUCACUUUCCAAAUCUGUAAAUGAGUUUAUUAGUGGAUUAAACUCAUUUGUAAAUGUAAAGAAUAAUGGGAAUAAUACUCUUGGUGGUGAUUUGGAUCAGAGCGGAUAUGACAUGAAUUAUUACAACUGGUAUUUAGUUGAUGAGUCUGAGGAUUUGUAUAAGGAACCGGUACUCGGUUUUGGGUAUAAAGAACAUCAAAGUAUAGCACAAAAUGAGUUACUUUUAGACCCAGAAAUGCUAACAGAAUAUACUUGGAACGCACUUUUGAAGGUUUAUUUGUUUUACGCACUUUACACCUCCAAAACUACGUACCGCUAUAAACUAAACUCCGUGGUCUGGGGUGACCCGUCCUUUCUAAACUUCAGCCAGACCUACAAUCAAUUCAACAAACAGUUCUCAGAAGAUUUCAAAGGUUUUACCAAUCACGUAAAUGAGGUAAAUGAAGAGUUUGGAAAGGGGUUUGGAAAGGAAAUGGGUGAAGAUAAGUUUGAUGAAAUGAUUGAUACUGAGAAUCUGAAUAUGUUGGAUGAUAUACCAUUCGAAGAUUAUGAGAACAGCAACAGUGGAGUUGAAGAUGAUAAUUUACAAAUGGAUAAUAAUAAGUUGUAUCAAGAGGAUGAGGAAGAAGAGGAGGAAGAAGAAGAAGAUAGAGAACGUUCAACCAGAAGAGGUUGGGGAUUGAACCGUUAUUGCCCGUAUUACGAAUUUGAGAUGGAAUGGCACCCUGACCAGGAAAGGUUUGAAACCCUUUGUAAGGGAUCAAUUUCACCAGCAUUUGUUAAGUCAGCCUUUAUCAAGCUGAGACAUAAGACAUUUUUGCAGUUGGACCUGUACGAAAGGCUGAGUUUGUUGGUAUGGCUGGGCGCUAUUUUGAGUUACUCGAGCGUGGGGAAAAACUUUAUCGACGAACGAAACGAUGAGUUUUUCACACUCAAAUCGCAGCUGAUGAAGGCCGAAGACGAAAAAAAGAUCGUCAAAAGGCCGAAAGUAAUCAGCAGAGAACUGAUGGAACUUGAGGAAAGGUAUCUCCAAAGACCAGUGCUGUUAGGACUUGAUAGAUUUUACAACUCAUAUUAUUACUUUGGCCUCGACUAUGAGAGAAGAAUAUAUGUACAAACAAUGCCACAACUCAGGUUCAUACAAAAUCGGAUAAUAAGAAGGAGUAAGUACUUGAGAAAACCCUCAAUUAACCCCAAACUUUUCACUUUCGACCUGUCUGAAUUUGCACAAAAGUUCACACAGGAUAGAAUUUUUAACCAGGUAAAAGGUAAAAGGGGUAGAAAAAGAGAGUCAUCCAAUCAACAACAAGAUGAAAAUAAUUCUAAAAGAAGUAAAUUAAAUACACCGAAUACACAAACUAAAAUCACCAAUCUAAUGACAGUUGAUAAUAAAGGAAGUGUUACAGAUAAAAGACCCAAUGGUACUAAUGUCACUAAUAAUGAUAACACAGUUGAUAACGUGGAGAACCUGGAGAAUUAUACAAUUGAUAAUGAUUCAACACUAAAUACACCAGAUCGACUAGUCUCCGAUACGCCAUCAAAUGACACGACUAACCGUGAUGAUGCCACAAAUAACACCAUAGAGAACACUGAAACAAACAAUCAGAAGGAAGAAAAUGUUAAGGAAGAAAUGAAGAAGAAGAGAAGUAAAGGUAGAUCUAGAAAUAGACCGAAGGUUAGACGUAGUCGUCAGGUGUUUGACCGUCAUCCAACUUUUUUCAGGACAGUCGAUGAGUAUUUAGAAUAUCUGACAAAUGUACCAUCUAUCCUAAGCUGGUGCGUAAUUGACUCUCAUAAGUCACUUAAACGUUUCAUAACAAGGCUUUCACAACAUACAACAAAUGAACGUAAUUUGGCACUUAGACUUAUGCAAAUUGAGCCCGACUUCUCUUUGCCCUCAUUUGAAAUCCUAACGUAUAAAUCGCCCACAAUCAUAGGAGAAAUGUUGCUCCCACUUCUCAGAGGAGUUUACAGAUUCUUCAAAAAUUCUUUUACCAAAAUUGUUCUAUCCACAACAAUACUCGAUAGUAAUACUGUUAGUACUACUAAGGGUACUGAUGAUACUACUAAUACUAAGGAUAAUUCUAAUGACGCAUCGAAAAAUGCUGAUAAAAUAAAGACCAGAAUGGAACAAGUGUAUAAUAAUGGAUUACAUUUAAAUUUGUACGUUAAUAACAUGAUAAAGAAGUGUUUGACGUUGUGUGUGUCUGACCUUGAAGGAUGUAGAGAGUGUUUGAAGGGGGUCUUGGAGUUAGUGUAUCUGUUUGAGUUCGUGACCAACAGAUACUAUCACCACAUAAAGUGGCUAGAAAUGAGAAAUGAGUGGAGACUCAAUUUAGAAGCUAUAUAUAAUCAGCUAAACACUGAUAACCCGACUUUGAGAAAAGUUUUAAAUCAAAAAAUUAAAACACCAGGUGAACAUAACGCUUGUUGUUGUGCAAAUUCCCCAAUUUAUCUCGACAAUAAUUUGGGUAGUGAAAUGAUGAUGAUGGUUGAAAAGGUUGGUUUGUGGUUUAGGUUUUUCGAGGUGUAUAACCACGAUGCUUCCCUGGAUUUUUCAGUUACCACUGCAGUCAAUUACAAGAAGUUUGUGAGUGAACAUGGAGAAAGUCUCAAUUCAGCACUAAGCGAACCCGACAAGCUUGAUAUAUUCGAGCUUCUAAACUCUCUGAGCGUGAGAGACACUAUGGUAUUCUUUCCAGGAGGAAUGAUGGAGUUGAUCGACUCAGUUACGUAUUUGCUGAAGGAUAUUCAGGAGUCUUUGGGAAUCAAAGUGAACGAAGAAAAACAGACAAAUAAGAGUAGUAAGAGCUCAAAACCUAAGAAGAAAAGGAAGAAGAGAGAUAGGGACGCUGAUUCCGAUGUUAAUCUCACGGAUAUUGAAAGUAUGACUGACCCGAAUGAUUUGUACCAACUCUACGAUAUAGAUGAUGUAGAUCAAACAAAUGUUUCAAAGGAUGAUAAUAGUUCUAAGUCUACUUCAAGAAAGUCUUCAAAAAAAUCUCAAACAACACCAGAUACUAAUUCUAGCCCUACUACUAAGGAUGCUACUAAUACUAGUGCUGGGGAUAAUAAAAAUAAAGAUAAUCCUAACACUGAUAAUACUACUGAUACUAACCCAAAUAACACUGAUAACACUAAUAAUAAUGAAGAUAGUUCUGUUGUAAAUGUUAAAGAAGAGAAAACAGAAAAGAAACCGAAAAGACCAAAGAAAACGAAAUCGCCAAAUGGUGAUGCAACCGCAAAUAAUGAAGCUAACCAAGAGACUGAGUCAGUAGUUUCAGAUACUUCCCCAGUAUAUAACACUGUAUCAGGAGAUACUACAAAUAACAAUGUAAAGGAUGAGAAUCCAGAAAACUCAGCAGUAAAGGAAGAAAGUCUUAAAGAAGAUAAUGAAGAACUUAUCGAACAAAUAAAGUUACUCUUGGCAAAAUUGGAACAUAAUUACAGGCAUGCACCUCAGGAAACAAGUCAAGUGAGAAUCCUAUCAAUCACUACCAAUCUCAUUGAUCUAAAGAUGCCCUCAAAAGCAUCCGUUUCAGCCAACAACACUGUAGAUGAGGUUAAUGAUAGUUCUAAUGCAGUUAGUGAUGGGGGCGUAGCUAAUGAAGUAAAAGAUGAGAAGGUAUCGGAUAGAUUUAGCGAGUUAAAGAUAUUUUGUUUGAACUUGACUGUUGAGAGUUUGGGUUACGAAGAAGAAAGUGAUGGUGAGGAAGAAAGUCUUGACGAGAAGUUCGGACUAGUCACAAAUUUGAGACGCGUUUGCAGAACAAUGUUAAGAAUUGAAAAAUCGAGAGCUGCUAAGAAGGUCACAGAGGAGCCAACGUUCAUCCCAAGACCUAAUUCAGCCUCUUCACCCAAAGUAUUCAAUCUCACAGUCCCAAUACUCCUCAAAUAUCCCAAACAACUCCAUUUACCCAACUUCAUGUAUUCUUAUCAAAGGGUAUAUGAUAGCUUGAAGAGUUUCAGUAGAGCAACUCAGAAAUGUAAGAAUAGAUAUACUGGCCAAACCGGAGUUAUAAAGAGGUCAAAUUUCGCAAUGUUAGAUAUCUGGAAGUGCGUUCAGGUCGAAUGGAACGAUAAUAAAAAGGAACAAAAGGCAUGCAACCCCUGGGAACUCAUUUUGUAA